Uloborus diversus is the source of this 1314-nucleotide messenger RNA. RefSeq names its product vacuolar protein sorting-associated protein 37B-like. The record is from RefSeq and is a predicted model, not a curated record. The transcript is spliced from 5 exons. Gene Ontology annotation, biological process: protein targeting to membrane; protein targeting to vacuole; ubiquitin-dependent protein catabolic process via the multivesicular body sorting pathway. Gene Ontology annotation, cellular component: ESCRT I complex. Lineage: Eukaryota; Metazoa; Arthropoda; Arachnida; Araneae; Uloboridae. The coding region runs from base 100 to 759 and encodes 219 amino acids.
GGAAUUAACUGUUUGUUUACAUUUUCAGUUUUCUCCGAAAGCGUAAUACAUUUUGACACUUAGUAAACUCUACAAUAGUUUGUUUCAAAACUGUUCAGGAUGCCUUAUUACAUGCAUGAAUUGAAUCCAGAUUAUAAUCCAGCUACUGGAAAGUUGCAUCACAUGACAACUGAGGAAUUAAAGAAACUGUUAAAUGAUGAUGAGCAGCUUGAAUCAAUGAUAAAAGAUUUACAACAAGUAAAGAAUUUGGAAGCUGAGAGAGAGAUGUUGUUAGCUAGUAACAAAAGUUUAGCAGAGUACAAUUUAUCACAAGAGCCUCUCCUUAUCAAUUUGAAAGGAGAUAUUGUUUCUAAGCAUAAGGAACUUCAGUCUUGUAAGGGUCGAGUGCAAAAGAAAAAGCAGAAAUUAGAUGACAUUACCAAAAAUAUGUGUCUGGAAACAACUUUAGCCUUAUUACAGACUGCUGCUGCUGAAGCAGAAGAAGAAAGUGAAAGUCUGGCUGACAAUUUUUUAACUGGAGAAAUAGGAGUGGAUCAAUUUUUAGAAUCUUACUUAAGCAAGAAGAAAGUUAGUCAUCUUCGAAGAGUUAAGUCAGAAAAAAUGACAGAGCUUCUAAAUCAAGCCCGAGCAAGUCAGAACUUCAUUCCUCCGACUUCUCUGUCACAUCCUGUGUCAUCUAGUAGUAUGCCUCCUUACCCUACAGCAUACCCUGCAUUCAAUCCUAUGCAUCCUCCCUAUCCGCCCAUGUCUGGACUUUAACUCAGAAAUGUUUUAAAUGUUUUUGCUCCAUUAACUUAUCUAGUGAGUAUAAAAUCUCAUUCUUCUCCUACUAAAUAUAAUACAAUAUUUAAAAAUUUUAUUAGAAAAUUUCAUAAGUUUAGGGUGAACAUAAAAUUAGUUUCCUAAAUAAUUUUCAGAAACAAUUCAAAAAGCAAACUUUUGGUGCUAACAUUAUAUUUCCUCAUGAGAUUAUUUAUAUAUUGAUUCUCAAAGCACUCUACAGUUUUCUGAUAUAAUUAUAAUGAAGUUUUUAUGAAUAAAAUAAAUAAGUAUUGAAGCUUUUAAAAAUCAUUUUCAUUUCAACCUUUCAUAAAUCAAAAACUUUUAGCCGAGCAAUAAAUACACUGCUUGACAAUUGCUAAGGAACAGUUACGUUUUUUGGAAUAAUUAAAAAUAGAUAAUAAUUAAAGAAACAUAAUGAAAUAUAUAGUUAGUAGGGAUGAUGUGCCUUUAUUAUAAGUACAAAACAAUACAGAUAUUACUGCAUCAAUGAAGUAAAAACUUAAAAAUAAAAAAAUAAUCCUACUUAGAUGA